AUGUGGCAUAUAAGUACUGUGAAGUCCCCACCCCAUUUGCUUAUUAAUUGCUAUCUUUCGCAUCACUUCACACCAGUCUUAACAAUGUCCCUCUCCAAUAACAAGUUCCAAUUGUCUAACGGAAACUCAAUUCCUGCCGUUGCCUAUGGCGUAGGUACCAAAUGGUUUAAGUUCGGUCGUAAUGAACUCGAUGCCAAUGUGGUCAAUGCUAUCAAGUCUGCUUUGGCCAAAGGCUUUGUGCACAUCGACGGUGCUGAAAUCUACAACACCAAUGGUGAAAUCGGAGAGGCAAUUGCUGGAUUGGACCGCAAGAAUGUCUUUUUGACCGAUAAGUACUUCUCUGGUGACCUGUCACAUACAAGGAUUUCUCCACAUGGCAAGCCUUAUGAUUCUUUAAAGCAUUCGUUGCAAAAUGAAUUGAAGGUGGACUAUGUCGAUCUCUACUUGCUUCAUGCCCCUUUCAUUUCCAAGGAAUCACAUGGGUUCGAUUUGGCCGAGGCUUGGAAAUCCAUGGAACAAGCUCAGAAAGAAGGAUUGACUAAGAAUAUCGGUGUUUCCAACUUUGCCGUGAAAGAUUUGGAGGAAAUUCUCCUGGUAGCUGAAAUCAAACCCGUUGUCAACCAAAUCGAAUUCAAUGCUUACUUGCAAAACCAAACUCCAGGAAUCGUGGAAUUUAGUCAGAAAAACGGAAUUUUGGUCGAGGCUUACAGUCCCUUGGCUCCCCUUGUGAAGGGUGAGAAAGGCGAGUUCACUGACUACUUGGAUACCUUGGCUUCGAAGUACAAGAAACUCCCUAGCCAAAUCUUGUUGAGAUGGGUCCUUGAAAGAGGAGUUUUGCCAGUUACAACUUCGGGCAAUGAAGAGAGACAGUCUCAACUUGUAAACAUCUUUGACUUCAGCUUGACUCCAGAGGAAGUGGAGAAGAUCAAAACUCUUGGUGAGAAGCAUCCCACCUUGAGACAAUACUGGACCAAAGAAUACUCAAAAUACGAUUAG
This is a messenger RNA of Clavispora lusitaniae ATCC 42720, 996 nucleotides long. RefSeq names its product aldo/keto reductase (gene cpr-c1). The record is from RefSeq and is a predicted model, not a curated record. Gene Ontology annotation, cellular component: cytosol. Lineage: Eukaryota; Fungi; Ascomycota; Pichiomycetes; Serinales; Metschnikowiaceae. Gene Ontology annotation, molecular function: oxidoreductase activity, acting on NAD(P)H as acceptor; aldose reductase (NADPH) activity.